AUGCCACCACUGAAAGACGAAUUGAAGAAUCGACAAAAUAAGCUUAUGGACGCAGCAAGCAGCGAAACUAGUGAGCGCGACACCGGUGAAAGCCCCGCGAAUUCUUCGGGAAUAAAUCUGCUGAACUCAAUCAAAACGUUCCUUUGGUCGCCGUCAAAGGAUAGCGAGAAUGAUCGUCCUUCGAAACGCAAACGAUCGGACUCCGAAAGUGAAGACGAAGAAGAUGCAAUCAUAACAUCAAACCUGCUCAAGAAGCGAAAAUUUACUACCGAGACAACGGUUGUAAAUUCGGUUACUACGAAGUGCCUUCCCGAUGGGGAGCAAUCGAAGCGUAAAUCUCUUUUGGGAACUUUGUUUUCGCCGGUUUUUACGCUGUUUGGGAAGAACGGCCACAUUCAACCAGUAGGUAAAGAAGCUUCGCCUUUAUCUAACGGGUCUCGGAUUUGUGGCGCGAGCAAUGGCGGUGUAAACGAAGAGAACGCUGGCGCUUCUAUCGUGAACAGAGGCGCUUUAGCUGCCACCAAUGGAGAUGUCAACGGCAAUGUUGAAGAUGAUGUCCCUGAGUCUGCAGAUGCUGAGUGGGACGUUUACGAUCCGUUUUAUUUCAUCCGCAACCUUCCCCCACCUGAAGAAGGUGAAGACGCGAAAAGCCGUGGGCCAGUUUUACCGUUACAGACUCGAAGCACUCCAGAAUUCUGUCUCGUUCUUGAUCUCGACGAAACUUUGGUUCACUGUAGCCUUAACAAGCUAGAGGAUGCCAAUUUGACUUUUCCCGUGCUCUAUCAAGAUAUCUGUUAUCAAGUGUUUGUGCGUACAAGACCACAUUUAAAGCGCUUUCUCGAAAGAGUGGCCAGCAUGUUCGAGGUUAUCCUCUUCACCGCUUCCAAAAAAGUUUAUGCAGACAAGCUACUGAACAUUUUGGAUCCUACACGGAAAUAUUUUCGACAUCGCCUCUUUCGUGAACACUGCGUCUGUGUUCAAGGUAACUACAUCAAAGAUUUGAACAUUCUUGGCCGGGAUUUGGCCAAAACCAUGAUUGUAGACAAUUCUCCACAGGCGUUCGCCUACCAGAUUUUCAAUGGCAUUCCAAUUGAAAGUUGGUUUGUCGAUCAGACCGACAGAGAGCUGCUAGAACUUCUACCUUUCUUAGAAAUGAUCGCCAACCGUAAAGAUGAUGUUAGGCCACAUAUAAGAGACAGGUUUAGAAUGCACGAGUUGGCGGGGUUUAGGUGAGGCUUGAUAUUAAAAAAAGACUUCCAAGUAAACCAUUUAACAGUUUCGAAGUCUUCUUAUGUUGACAAGCAAGUUUAAUCACUGGAUAAUUUUUAACCUCAAUUCGAUUUCAUUGCCGGGGAACGUUUUUACAUAG
Messenger RNA from Porites evermanni, 1369 nucleotides. NCBI's taxonomy places the organism in Eukaryota, Metazoa, Cnidaria, Anthozoa, Scleractinia, Poritidae. The record is from the annotation of a GenBank genome assembly.